AUGCAUUUUCAGAGCUCCAUCGCUCAGGAGGCAGCUGUCAGCAUGGAACUCACAGAAAACCUCGGGCUCCCCGUGACACUGCUUGAAAACCACAACCCCUGGCCAGCCUAUGUCACGUACACCUCUCCAGCAGUAAGGCGCCUCAUUGACAAAAGCAGGGCCCGGGACCUGGAGUGCAUUCAUUCUUACGAGGAGACCUUCAAACCCACAAGGCUGAGCAAACCUAGUUUCAUGCAUCUGAAAAGGGAGAAGUCAUCCAAGUCCUCAGAGCUCGUGCUCAAGGAUGCCCUGUCCGAGUCCAGGCAAUCCACGUGGGAACCUUGUUCUGCCACAAACAUGAGUUCCACACUCCUUCCAGAACCUACACAAUCACCGAUGGAAGCCAGAGAGGGUCCCACGUCCAACUACAACAAGAUCAUCUUCUCUAGAAGGCCUGCGAUGAGGAAGCUCCCCUAUGGCUUACUACAGGCCAGCAAGGAGUCGCAUGCCAACGCUUAG
Molecule: messenger RNA, 498 nt
Organism: Chionomys nivalis (European snow vole)
Lineage: Eukaryota; Metazoa; Chordata; Mammalia; Rodentia; Cricetidae
Gene: Cdrt4
Product: CMT1A duplicated region transcript 4
Exons: 2
Coding region: 1-498 (165 amino acids)
Source: RefSeq, a predicted model, not a curated record